This is a messenger RNA of Macrosiphum euphorbiae (potato aphid), 1152 nucleotides long. The record is from the annotation of a GenBank genome assembly. NCBI's taxonomy places the organism in Eukaryota, Metazoa, Arthropoda, Insecta, Hemiptera, Aphididae.
AUGUUGAUGACUAAAUUCGUAGUUAAUUUAAAUUACGUUUUUCUGGUUUUUUAUAGAUUGUACAGCGUCGACCGGAACAAUAUGAUGAAUAAUUCUUGCAACGUACAAGACUCUCCGAAUUACCCGCCCAACCAUCCUCUCAGCGGUUCGAAGCAUCUGUGCUCCAUAUGCGGCGAUCGCGCCAGUGGAAAACAUUACGGAGUGUACAGUUGCGAGGGGUGCAAAGGAUUCUUCAAACGCACCGUGAGGAAGAAUUUGUCGUAUGCGUGUCGCGAAGAAAACAAAUGCAUCAUCGACAAGCGCCAACGAAAUCGGUGCCAGUACUGCAGGUAUCAAAAAUGUUUGACCAUGGGCAUGAAAAGAGAAGCCGUGCAGGAGGAAAGGCAACGUACAAAAGAACGAGAUCAUAAUAGCAUAGAAGUUGAACCUACGAGCAGUUCUAAUACUGAUAUGCCAGUGGAACUUAUAUUAAGAGCUGAGAAUAAAGCUGAUGCUAUAAAGACUGAACAACAGUAUAUAGAGCAACAACAUCCUCAACAUACUGUUGGUGCUAUUUGUCAAGCAACUGACAAGCAGUUAAUUCAACUUGUUGAGUGGGCCAAGCAUAUACCGCAUUUUAAAAAUUUACCUCUAGGCGAUCAAGUUUUGUUAUUGAGAGCUGGUUGGAAUGAGUUGAUGAUUGCAGCAUUUUCCCAUAGAUCAAUCAGUGUAAAAGAUGGUAUAGUCUUAGCUACUGGACUUACUGUUGACAGAGAUUCAGCUCAUCAAGCUGGUGUUGAAGCUAUAUUUGAUCGUGUACUCACUGAACUCGUUGCUAAAAUGAGAGAUAUGGGUAUGGAUAGAACAGAGCUUGGCUGUUUACGUACUAUUAUUCUAUUUAAUCCAGGUUCAAAAGGUUUGCAGUCAGUGAAUGAAGUGGAAGUACUACGUGAUAAAGUUUAUGUUGCGUUAGAAGAAUAUUGUCGUACAACACAUCCAGAAGAACCUGGACGAUUUGCUAAACUACUUCUUCGGCUUCCUUCAUUACGUUCAAUUGGUUUAAAAUGUCUGGAACAUUUAUUCUUUUAUAAACUUAUUGGAGAUUCACCAAUUGAUACAUUUUUAAUGGAAGUUCUUGAAUCAUCAUCACAUGACGUUCAAGUAGCUACAUGA